Cucumis sativus (cucumber) is the source of this 926-nucleotide messenger RNA. RefSeq names its product mediator of RNA polymerase II transcription subunit 21. The record is from RefSeq and is a predicted model, not a curated record. Gene Ontology annotation, biological process: regulation of transcription by RNA polymerase II. Gene Ontology annotation, cellular component: mediator complex. The transcript is spliced from 4 exons. The coding region runs from base 290 to 706 and encodes 138 amino acids. Gene Ontology annotation, molecular function: transcription coregulator activity. NCBI's taxonomy places the organism in Eukaryota, Viridiplantae, Streptophyta, Magnoliopsida, Cucurbitales, Cucurbitaceae.
UUUCGAAACAUUUUGUGAUUGACGACUUGACGUUCUAAAACUAGAAAAUUAGGAAGGUAUAAGGAAAAGAAGGAACCCUAAUUCAUCUGCUUUUUCUCCGACUCACGUUCAACCGCCCAGCCCCUUCCUUGUCUCCGGUAGCAUCUCGAUGACAGUCCUUUGAGAUAAACGGCGGAUCGUACUCUCACUCACUCAGUUUCUGGAACUGAUUUGCUGAUUAAAAGGAGCGAUAUGUGUAUUAUUUGCGGAAUCAUCUUCUGAACAAUUCAUCCUAGGGAUAAGGUUGAAGAUGGAUAUAAUUUCCCAAUUGCAGGAACAAGUUAACACAAUUGCUGCUUUAGCUUUCAACACAUUUGGGACAUUGCAAAGAGAUGCUCCUCCAGUUCGUUUAUCCCCUAAUUAUCCCGAACCACCGUCUCAGGAGCCUACAGAGGAUAAUGCAACCAUCGCAGAGCAGCCCAAGCUUAUGAGUGCCGCUUUGGUGAAAGCUGCUAAGCAGUUUGAUGCAUUGGUUGCAGCAUUGCCUCUAUCUGAUGGAGGUGAAGAAGAGCAGUUGAAAAGGAUUGCAGAACUACAGGCUGAGAACGAUGUUGUAGGUCAAGAACUUCAAAAACAGCUACAAGCAGCAGAGAAAGAAUUAGUACAAGUUCAGGAGCUGUUCAGCCAAGUGGCAGAUAAUUGCUUGAACUUAAAGAAAGCAGAUUGAAAGAGUGGGGAAUUUUCCUAUGCUACCAAUGUAUGGAAAUUUUCCGUAUCUCCCCGUGCAUUUCUGCCGCAUGACUUUUUAUUUUUAUAUUACAUAUAUGUAGAAAUAUACGUGAAUCUACAGUUUAUGGAAUAAAAAUACUUUUAUCCAUUGUAUUAAUUUUUUUUUAUGACGGAUUGAUAUUUUCAUCAAUAUUUCUACGUUUUCAAAACGGUUUUGA